Molecule: messenger RNA, 1411 nt
Organism: Galdieria sulphuraria
Lineage: Eukaryota; Rhodophyta; Bangiophyceae; Galdieriales; Galdieriaceae
Product: ribosomal RNA large subunit methyltransferase E
Exons: 7
Coding region: 46-1365 (439 amino acids)
Biological process (GO): RNA methylation
Cellular component (GO): mitochondrion
Molecular function (GO): rRNA (uridine-2'-O-ribose)-methyltransferase activity
Source: RefSeq, a predicted model, not a curated record
UAGGGUUUUCUUUUGUAUAUUCUUUUGAUGUCGUCGUACUUUGGAAUGAUGGGGUGGAAACCUUUCCAUUCUACAACUCCUUUUCUAUGGAACCGAAUAAAACUAUUCUGUACUGCUUCUUCAAGUCGUUGGAAGAUACAACGUCGCAAGGACUUGUAUGCUCAAGCAGCUUACAACGAAGGUCUUCGAAGUCGUGCAGCUUAUAAACUUUUGGAGAUGAUGGAACAGUUUCAUUUCAUUCAACAGACAUCAGUAGUUGUGGAUUUAGGUGCUGCACCUGGCGGUUGGUCCCUGGUUGCCAAACAAUAUUUAGAACUUUGUUCCAAAGUACCUUGGAAAGUUCCUUUAGAUGAACUUGCCAGUGUUCCGCAAGUUAAUGUUAUGCGUUCAACAGGAAGACUAGUCCGUCGAACUCGUGGAAGGUUGAUAUCGGUGGAUAUUUCAGAUAUGGAACCCAUUGCAGGUGCCACUUUUAUUCAAGGUGACUUUUGUGAACAAGAGACACAACAGCGUAUUACCAAAGUAUUGUAUGGUGAUGAAGUCGAUGUUGUCUUGAGUGAUAUGUGUCCCAAUACUAGUGGAGUGAAAGAACUGGAUCAUGAACGUAUUAUAGAAUUGGCUUUUUCAGCAUCUCAUUUUGCUAUUCAUCAUUUAUGUAAUGGAGGUACAUUUUUAUGCAAAAUAUUUCAAGGUGCUCAAGAAAAACGUUUGAAUACCUUUUUGGAGGAACAUUUCGUCCAAGUAAAACGUAUAAGACCAAAAGCUUCCAAGAGUGAAUCUUCCGAGUGUUAUAUAUUGGCAAUCCAUGAUGAUUCGGCGAUGAUGAUGAUGUCCGAGGCACAAGAAGAAAGAGAGAAAGUUUAUAGGCAAUGUAUAGACACUUUGUUUUCACGUUGGACUGCCUUGCGUUUGGCUUUAGAACAUUGGAAUAGACCAACGGAUGAAGGUCAAGCACUUUUGGAAACUCUUCAACAAGCCAUUAUACAGGCAGCUCAAGAUAACGAAUUGAAUACAGAGUUCUUGGAAACUUUAUUUGAAGAGGCCUUUGAUAUUCUUCAGGUGGAUGUAGAGGACGAUAGCAUAGAACAAGUUUCCUGUUUGUUGUUUGAUUUAGGGAAAGACUGUUUACAAGGAAAUAUGGAAAUAGUGAAUACUUUUUUGAUUCAGAGACCACUUCAUACUGGAGCAACUUUUUCUAGUGGUUUGGAUAGUUCAGUUUCAGAGAUUGUUAGGAACCACCAAACCUCAACGACGAUGUGUAUUGGUGCCUCAGAGGAAAGUAUGUCCACGGAGCUUACAACGAGUGCUUUCAUGACCGACGAGGACGGAUUCCAAAGGGUACAACGAAGACAUCGAAAGCGAUAAAAUAUACGACAAGGUAAGUUGGGAUAAGAAACGGGAGGUGCUAUAU